AUCUCAUCGAGAGAAGACACGAUAGAAUUGAACGAUUGGCAUACAUAGGAUUCCAAGACCGGCAAGUGGGAACGAACUUGACAUCUGAACAUAACGAUAAACCCCGCUCUUGUCCCCAACUUCCAUCUUGCGAAUAGCAAGGAAGACCUUUGGAUAACUAUUCCCCUUCUACGUCGCGAAGACACACAUGGACGCGGCACAAGCGAUUUUCGAAAACCCAUCCCAAGUUUCAGCCAUUCCCAUCCUCGCUGGCUCGUUUCGUUCACUCUCCCUCUUCCUUCUCGCCUUCACCUAUGCGCCCAACAAUGGGUCCAGCAUCUCCUUCAUCCACCAAAGCGACACCGCAUUCGGUCCCCACCAAUAUAUCGCGCUAAACGCGCGUCGCGAUCGCGCAUACACAACCAGCUGGGGCUCCCCACCCAUCCUCUCCAGCUGGGAGAUCGCGCGCGAGCAGCAGAUCGAGCACUGGCGCGUCUCGCACAUCAACAACGCACCGAUUACAGCGACGUCUUCGUAUAUCGCCCUCACGCCGCCAAGCAACGGGCAGCACAUCUACUCGAUGGGCGGGCCGACGGGGGAGGUGCAUACAGUGGACCCCGAGACGGGCGGCUUUGGGCAGAAGGUGCAGGAAGUCUUGUUCGUUGAAGAGGGGGAGCUGGAGAAAGCGGAUAAGACACGGAAAGCUUUGCGCGAAGGCUCGCACGGCAUCGAAUUCUUGCUCAGCAGUACACCCCGACUUGCAUUCGUGCCUGUCCUUGGGACGGACGCAAAGCCAGGGACAAUAGAAGUCUAUACCCACGAUCCCGCCACCGGCCUAUUGUCUUACCUGCAUUCCACCCCUCCCCCACCAGUCAGCAAGGAUAACGACGGACCCCGACACGUCAAGCUCCACCCUAAUGGCAGGGUAUUGUACUGCGUGACCGAACACACCAACCGUAUCGACGUUUACACCAUCGAUUCUACUUCGAAGACACCCCUGACGUACGCAACCUCCCAUGCGCUGAUGCCCCCUCCGCCCCCACGGACCCACUACCGGGGCUCGACCCUCCAGCUCGCACCUUCCACCUCCCAUUACCCCGCCCCGCGCGCAAUUCUCACUAGCACGCGCGGCGGGUCCGAGGGAACGAACGGCUGGAUUGGGAUACAUCCCCUCGACGCAGCUGGAGACUUCACCGGCACUCCACGCUACCACGAGCUAUCCACCUCCGGUGGCAAGUCCCUCGCGCUUGCAGUGAUGUCAAAGCCGGGGGACGAGACCCGGUCAUGGGUGCUCGUAAGCGACGACGCGGAGGGCGCGGGCGGCGUACGCGUAAUCGAGUGGAACCACGAAACAGACGAGCUGGAGGAGCUUGCUAUGUGGGGCGGGGAUGCGGACGUGGACAUGCAGGGCUCGAGCUUUUCGCUCUGGUUGGAUUGAUCGAGAGCUGGAACAACGACCGGUCUGGACGACAGUGAUCAUGACAACUCAGCGCGUUAUGAUAGGCAUACGAAGCUCUUCACCCUCCGACGCGCGCGUACCCCCACACAAACCUCACUCCCGAAGCCCUUCCUUUCGAACCCGCCACCAACGCUCGCGCCGGACCAUCCUCGUCAGGUGGGAAGCGGUCCGACCACUCGCGCGUGGGGAUGCGGGGCGUCGGCCACGGGCGC
Messenger RNA from Schizophyllum commune H4-8, 1650 nucleotides. RefSeq lists its product as uncharacterized. The transcript is spliced from 3 exons. The record is from RefSeq and is a predicted model, not a curated record. Gene Ontology annotation, molecular function: 6-phosphogluconolactonase activity; protein binding. Lineage: Eukaryota; Fungi; Basidiomycota; Agaricomycetes; Agaricales; Schizophyllaceae. The coding region runs from base 188 to 1417 and encodes 409 amino acids.